CCCCAGGGAGGAUCCUGCUCCCUGCCCCCACCCCAUUCUUUGCCUCCAGGUGUGGCUCAGCUGACAAUAAUUAAGCCCUGGUUGGGCCUUGGCCCUGUGCCCAGCACUGCCUGCACUUCCUCCUCCUAGGCUCCUGGCAGGGCCAGGACCACGGGUCUCCACCAUGGACCAGCACUGGGAAGAGGAGACAGGAUCCAAGUGGGCCGCUGGGACCUGGGGGCAUCAGCCCCCCUCAGCCCUCUUCCGCCAGCUGCCAAGCAAUGCCACCCUGCGCUUUCGUGGGAACAAGGCCUCGGGCUGGGGGGCUGUGCUGGGGGAGGGGGCACCCCAGGGGAUCCCCCAGGCCUGGGGGAGUGACGGCUCCAAGGAGGAAGUGGCAGCAGACAUGGAGACAAUCGCCCUGCAGGAGCUGCCCCUGUGCAUGGCAGAGAAACGGAGACACAGGCUGCAGGCACAGCAACAGGCUGGGCAGCACACACGCUGGCAGCAGUGGCAGGCAGGGCAGCAGCGCCUGCAGAGAAAGGUGGGCAGCAUCCUGCUCCACACCCAGCUCUGGAGGAGCUCCCUGACCUGCAUUCAAGGCCACUUCGGGACUGGUAUCGAGACCUACUUCAACUUCCUGCGCUUCCUGGUGCUGCUCAACCUGGUGGGUGCCCUCGUCAUUGGGGGCUUUGUUGUGGCCCCCAGCAUCACCUUUGAAGCACUCGGGCUGAACCAGACUGAGCAGGCUACCAACCUCACAGCAAACAGCCCCUGCAUGGGAUAUGACCCCAAUCACCAGGGCCUGGUCAGCUACUUCACCUACAUCAUGGACCUGCUCUCAGGCACAGGGUUCAUGGAACUCACGUACCUGUUCUAUGGUUACUACCGAAACUCUGCGGUGGAUUUCGUUGGCUUCUCCUACAACAUCCCCCUGGCCUACCUACUCACUGUGCUCUGCUACUUCCUGCUCUGCCUGGCCUGGAUUGUCCACAGAUCUGUGCAUCUCCUCAAGCGUGGCCUGGUGAGUGAGGACAGGGCCCUGAGCACCUACAGCAUCAAGGUCUUUGCUGGCUGGGACUUUGGUUUGACACAGCUACCUACUGCUAUCUGGAAGCACAACAGCAUCCGCUAUGAGCUGAAGCUGGACCUGGAAGAGGAGGCUUCUCGCCGUGCCAUGGCCCAGCGCAGCCCAGCCCAGCGUGCCUGGCUCUAUACCCUGCGCGGCCUCAUCAACCUACUGGUGGUUGCCCUGCUCGGAGUGGCUUUCUACUGCAUCUACCUGGCCACCGAGUACUCACAGACCAUACUCAGCCAGCAGAGUGUUGCUCAGUCCGAGAGCAAGGCUUUCUGGGAGCUGAUGGUCUCCUACCUGCCCUCCAUCGUCAUCACGGGAGCCAACUUGGUGGUGCCUAUGGCCUUUGGGGUUCUGGUGCGCCUGGAGCAAUACCCAUUCAGCCAAGAAAUCAAAUUAACCCUUGUCAGGAGCGUCUUCCUGCGCCUUGCCAGCCUUGUGGUCCUGCUUGUCUCCCUCUGGAUAAAGAUCACCUGCUGUGGGCAGACCGAGGCCCCUGACUGCCGCACCUGUGGCUACAACCACCAGGACUUCCGGUGCUGGGAGACUCGGGUGGGGCAGGAGAUGUACAAGCUUCUGGUGUUUGACCUGCUGACCAUGCUGCUGGUGACACUGCUGGUGGAAUUCCCCCGCAAGAUCCUGGUAAGCCACGGCCCUACAUUGCUUGCUCAGCUUUGGGGGCAACAGGAGUUCCUGGUGCCCGCCAACGUGCUGGACCUGGUGUACGGCCAGACUGUGUGCUGGGUUGGUGCUCCCUUCUGCCCGCUUCUGCCCCUGCUCAACACCCUCAAGUACAUCCUCCUCUUCUACCUCAAGAAGCUCACCCUUUUCUCCAACUGCCGUCCUGGCGACCGGACCUUCCGUGCCUCCAGCUCCAACUUCUUCUUCCUGCUGGUCCUGCUGCUGGGCCUGGCCAUCUCCUGGGUGCCGGCGCUAUACAGCAUCUUUGUCCUCCCGCCAUCCCAAGCCUGCGGCCCCUUCCGGGCUGAGCCAUCUAUGUGGAAUGCUGCCUUGUUGGCCAUUGACAAGCUGCCUGAGCUGGCCAGGGGCUUCUUCUACUUUGUGGGCUCACUGGGCUUCAUCGUGCCGCUCUUCCUGCUCCUGUGCAUCUUCCUGUUCUACCUGAUGGCUCUCGCUGACUCCUACAGUCGCCUGGUCAAGGAGCUCAAGAUGCAGCUUCAGCUGGAGGGCAGAGACAAAGUCUUCUUGGUGAACCAGAUCACAAACCUGACCUGAGCUGAGGAGGCACCAUUUGCUUCUCUGCUCCUCUCCACCCCCACCUCGCCGAUGGAAACUCUCCUCCAGUUGAUUUCAUGAUGAUUCUGCCCCUGCCCUGGAUCCACACUUGCCAAAGCGAUUGCACUUCCCCAUGCCAAACCCUGGCUCCAGUGGAUGGAAGCUGCAGUCACUGGGAUGGCACCAAAGUUUUUGAGGCUGUACGUAGAAAUCUCUCAGCUGACCCCAAGCUGCAGCCAUCUCUGGGGUGGGGCACGGAGACCUGCUAAGAAGCACACAGUGACACUGCUCAGUUUAGUCCUGGAACCCAAGGAAAAGGCUAUAAGUCAGUGGUGCUCAACCUAUGGCCUAUGAAGCUCCCCACAGGUUUGGGAAUUUGGCAACAGGGAAGUGGUGGCAGCAUUAAGGGCUGCAGCUCCAGCUGCCACCAUUCCCCCUGGUGCCAAAUAUCUAGAUCCAUGGGGACCCCCCUGGCACUGGAUGAUAUGGAUCGCACCCAUGGACUGCCCCUGUGCUGGAUCAGCCCCACAGACAGACCACGUGUGUGGGAUCCAACCCAUGAACUGGCCCUGUGCCACUCAUCCUACCCAUCACAGAAUCACCAAAAGCCAUAGAAAAGUCGGGUUGGACAAGACAGGCUGAGCUCCGCUGCUGUAAGUGCCUGGAAUGGCAGGGUGAAUAAACAGAAGGUGAAAUUCAACAGCUGGGAACCGGAAACAAUCAAACCUCCAUCUACACCCAGGUGAAGCCCAUUGGCCUCCAGAUGUUAUGGCUUUCCCCUGACAGGCCGUUAGCAGGGACUGUGGACCACAGUUCCAGGCCACAGCUCCGCUCUGCUCCUCCCCCACGGCUCUUUGCAGAAAAUGGUCCCCAGGAUUUUUUUUCCUUGGACUCUAUACCCUGCCUUUCCUUCCCCAGGGGCAGCAUUGCCUCAGCUUCACCAAUCACGGCAGCUUUCUCUCUCUC
Molecule: messenger RNA, 3256 nt
Organism: Gavialis gangeticus (Gharial)
Lineage: Eukaryota; Metazoa; Chordata; Crocodylia; Gavialidae
Gene: TMC4
Product: transmembrane channel like 4
Exons: 16
Coding region: 164-2290 (708 amino acids)
Cellular component (GO): plasma membrane
Molecular function (GO): mechanosensitive monoatomic ion channel activity
Source: RefSeq, a predicted model, not a curated record